UAGCGGAGGUCCCCACGCGGUGCGAGAGGGACCCGAGACACGUGUUUUCGCAGUGCCAGCUGGACGGGCGGAGAGACAGGACGUCGUGGUGGUCGUCCUCUUUUAUUUUGCUUUUUGUUGCACGACCCUGGGGUUUCUCUAACACGAUGUUGGAUAAGAUGGUUAAGAAGACUGUAAAACGCAAGUUGACAGAAUCUGUAGAGGGUUCUACAGGAAAGAAAAAGAAGACCGGGCUAAACACACAGUCCGAAGGCAGCAGUCCAAACUUGCCAAAGAAGAUCAAGAAGAAGCCGGAGCAGGAAGUGGUUGCAGGAGGAGGUGACGGCAUUCAGAAGGAGAAGCCCGCUUUGACAGAGGAAAAGAUUUUAAAAGUAAUUCCAAAGAAGAUCAUCAAAAAGAAAAAGCAGGAAGAGAAGGCAGAAAACAGCACCCAGGAGCAGACUCUGCAGCCCAAGAUAACCGAGGAAAAAGUCCCAAAACCGAAGAAAAAAGGUGCCAAAAAGAAAAAGCAGCAAGAAAUCACACCUAAUGGCAUUUCCCAACAAGAGAAUCAGCAGCCCAUGGAAACAGGAACGGAGAGUCCUAAGGUAAAGAAGAAGGUUAAAAAGAUGAAGAAGCUUGGGAUCCUAGCCAAUAGAGAUGUCCUGUCAGAGGAAGUGCAGCCAGAACAGAAGGUGGCAAAGAAGGCGGCUGUCAAGAACAAGAAGAAAGGAGCCGUGGCUAAUGGCGACGUCGAACCAGUGAAAGAACCGACGGAAGAGAAUGAGACAAAGAAGCCUGUCAAGAACAAGAAGAAGGGAAUCGUAGCUAAUAGCGAUGCCGAACCAGUGAAAGAACAGACGGAAGAGAAUGAGACAAAGAAGGCGGCCCCUACGAACAAGAAACAAGAAGCCGUAACUAAUGGUGAUGUCAAACCAGUGAAAGUGCAGCCGGAAGAGAAUGGGGCUCCAGCAAAAUUAGGGCUUUCCGACCUCCAGAAAAGGAUGCUUGAGCGCACACAGCCUUCUGAAGAGGAAAUAGCACAGAUGCGAGAGGAAAGAGGAAUGAGGCGUGGACGGGGAUUUAGCUCUCCCAGAAUGCGUGGAGGGGACAGGUGGGGUGGUAACAGGCGCGGCGGUGACAGGCGCAGCUUCGACAGGCGUGGUGGCGGCCGCGGGGGCUUCUCACCUACUUUCGUAACGGGCCCUAAUGCAAUUCAUGUGGAAUGGCCAAGGGUUACUACACCCAAACCAGACAACGAGGAGUCCACGGAAAAGCCAGCGUCUCUUCUCAAACCAGACUACCUUUCUCCUGAUUACAAACCCCCUCCGGAUAUGAAGGGAUUAACCCCCCGCAGGGAAAUGGGGAGUGGUCGAGGCAGGGGCCGAGGCAGGGGCCGUGGGGGAGGAUUCGGAAGGUGGGGCAAUAACGACGAUGGUGGCAAUAGUGAUGGAGACGACGAAGAUAGAGGCAGCUUUGGUCGGAGAGGAGGGAGAGGUUUUGGUGGGAGAGGUAGCGGCAGAUCACGUGGACGAGGAGGAGGCGGGAGAGGAAGAGGAGGCGGUAGCCCAGGAAGAGGAAGAGGUGGCGGCAGAGGCUUCAGAGGCGGAGGAAUGGGCCGUGGUGGCGGUGGCGGAAAGAAUGCUAAUCUAAUUCCUGUGCCAUCUGAUAAGAAGGAUUAAGAUGCCACCAAACAAAGAAAAAAAAAAAGUAAGCAGUUUCCCUGUUUCAAAACUUGUAACUUUAAUAAUUGUAAUUCAUUAUUGUUGACUUAUUACAAUAGGGUGAGUGAGUGAAUUUAGUAUGUACAGUGAGUCUGAGAGAGAACGAGAGUAGGAUAUGAGUGACAUGGAGAAAUAUAAUUUGGCAUUUUAAAGUAGACUUGUACACCAUUGUGAUGUUAAUAAGAGGAAAGAGAAGUCUUAUUUAAGUUGAAUGCUCAAAUAUCUUGUUUCCCUGUAGCUAUGAUAAAGUUUAAUAUGCUGUUGAUAAGAGUAAUAAUAAUAAUAAUAAUAACCAAUAUAGUUUUUGUUGGUAUGUGUCUCCCUCACUCUUUCCAUACUUUGUGUAAAUUGUAAUGGUUAUUUAUUAUGGCAUUUUCAGGCUGUACCAGGGAGCAAGAACAACAGAUGGUCAGCCCCUAGUAUAUUGUAGAUUUAUCACUGUAUAAUAUCCGAGGAGGUAUAUCUUGUGUUUUAUCUAAAGGGUAAUAUUUUCAUCUCAUGUUAAGCAAGGUAAAGGAUUGUGUGUCCGAGAUAUGUUACAUGAAGGCAGGCUUGUCUAAAGGAGUUCUCAGAAGGGGUUUUCAGACCAUUUCUCAUAAUAGGCUUAUUUAUAUGUUUUGUGGAAACUUUUAUCUAUUACGGAAGGUUUGAUAUGUUUUUGUUCAUGCACUCUUAUGACUGUAGUGCAUUCAAGUGAAUGUGUCGCUGCUUAUAUUGUAGAUACAAGUUGAAAUAAACAAGACAUUUGAUAAACACACCUGCAGAUGAUUUUGGUCUAAGAACACCCUUGGGACACUUGUACCCUCAAAUAUCAUUUUAGGGUCAACCAUAUCAGAAAGUUCCAUCAUGCAUUCAUUAAAUUUCUCAUUACUUGCAUACAAGGAAAUUUGUCUGUAUGUAAUUCUGUGAAGAAUAUCUGAAAAGUCCUUUUUGGAAAGGCACCAUUACAUCAUGUAUGAACUGAAUUUCUCAUUCAUUGCAUAUUUCAUGGUACAUUGAAGUAUAUGUAAUUUUAUAGGAAUCUGAUAUCGUAUCUAAUACCUAGUAUAUCAAGAAUAUUGUGUAUUUUUGUAAAUUUAUUUAUUGCAUUUGUUGUGGAAUAUGUUAAUGUUUCAUAAAACAUGUCAUAAUACAAAUGUGCUUAUGUACUCUGUAAUCAGACAAAAGCAUGAAUAAAUUUCUAAAACAUUUUGUUCCCAAA
Messenger RNA from Penaeus chinensis, 2904 nucleotides. RefSeq names its product translation initiation factor IF-2-like. NCBI's taxonomy places the organism in Eukaryota, Metazoa, Arthropoda, Malacostraca, Decapoda, Penaeidae. The transcript has 14 exons. The record is from RefSeq and is a predicted model, not a curated record. The coding region runs from base 147 to 1661 and encodes 504 amino acids.